CCUGCUAACACCUUUCCCCCAUCUCCUGUGACUCUCCGCUUUCUAGAGGAACCUGGGGGUGGGGCUUAGUGGAGAGGGAAGGACUCAUACCCAGUGACAACCUCACUGUCAAACACAAGAGGGCAGGGUGGAGAAUGACUCCUCCACCUCCCCAGUGAAGAGGGCAGUGGCAACCCAGCUGUCAGGGACGGUGGAGGGGGCAGCAGCAUCGGGCCCCCCCUUGUGUCCACAACCAACUUAACUUCUGACCUUGGAGGGCCUGCAGGCAACCUUGAAGCAACCCAGCUGUUGAGCAUGUUAAGAGUGCUCAGGAGGAGGGGAGAUUUCUUUGUCUGCCCCAGCUACAGCAGAAGUGUGCAGGUCACAAAAGAAAUUUUCUGGGAACUUGGAUUUUUUUUUUUUUUUUUUUGGUCUGGGUGAUGACUGGAACUUAUCUGCAAGAAUGAAAUGCUUCCAUCUUUCAUGGUUCAGUCUGGGAUUGAAUAUUAUUAUUAUUAAUCAUCAUCAUCAUCAUCAUCAUCAUCAUCAUCAAAAACCUUUUAUUUGUUAGUUGUCCCAUAACAAAUGGGUGGCUCACACCACAUUAAACAUCCAGUAAAAACGCAUAAAACUCAUCAAAUCACAACACAAACACCCCGCAAAGAAUACAAAAUACAGUACACAAUUUAAAAAGCCUGAGUGAACAGGAAGGUCUUUACCUGGCAUCUAAAAGAACAAAGUCAUAGUGCCAGGUGAACCUCACACUGAGGAGGCUGUUCCAUAGGUACAACCACCAAAAAGGCCUUCUCCAAAAAGGGCCUUGCCAGUCAGUCCGUGAAUGAAGUCUGAAGCUGCUUUAUCUCAUAGAACACUAGCUUUAAGUUCCCGGCGUUGCUCAGGCUUAUAAUAACAGUUUAUAGAAACUUACAGCCUAUCUUUAUUAUUGCAUCCAUAAGUUUUGUGGUUAUACCCACUGUAUAUCCAUCUGUCUGUGUGUGCAGGGUGGUUGUCGGGGUUCCUGGGUACCCUGUGUUACUCGUCAGGCCGUAAGAAGUCACUUUGCAAAGUUUGGUCCUGAUAACUCAAAGGGUGUGGGAAUGUAUACGGAGCAGACAGACAAACAGACAUUUAAUUUUAUAUAUAUUAUAGAUAUAGACAUCUUGUGGGAUAUUUCUGGAACACUAUUUGGCAGCCUUUCCAUCUGCUGCUGCCCAAGUGAAACUGAUAGACUUCUCUUAGAAAAGCAAAAAAGCUGUCAUUUAUUUCAAUAUUAACGGUAAUUCCAUGCCAUCCACGUCAUGUGCCAGGCGCUGUGGGUGCAAGAGAGGAACACAUAGGAAGAACAUAGGAAGCUGCCAUAUAUACUGAGUCAGACCAUUGGUCUAUCAAUCUCAGCAUUGUCUUCACAGACUGGCAGCGGCUUCUCAGCCCUUCGCCUGUAGGGCUGCAUCUUCAGUGAAAUGGCCUUAACUUCUUUGCAGCUCCGCAGCAACACAUGAGAACCUCCUCAAGGGCUCCACCACGACCUCGCCCGCCUCUUUUAGACCGGACCGGACCGUGCCGCCCGCCCGGCCCGCCCCCAAGAACCGCGGCAGCGUUUGAAGCAGAACUUUUUCGGAGGCGCUCACACAGACAGAGUUCUUCUGCUGAGCGAUCUGCCCAGCAACAACUACUAGAAGAACUGGAGAACACUUUUUCUAUUGGUCGAAUAUUUCCCUCUCUUGGCCAAUCGCGGCUCUCACUUCCUUUUCUUCGGCGUGCUGCGUGUUUUUCUCGCCGCUCCGAAUUUGGGUCCUGCGACGAAGACUGCUAGAACCUCGGGGUUGAGCGGUGUACGAGAUGGGCCUGCUUUGGUGGCGCCUUUUGCUCUUGGGGGCAGUGACGGUUUUGCUGAAGGACUCCUCUGGCUCUUCUUCCUCCCACUCCUUGAGGUAUUUCUCCACUGCCGUGUCGGAGCCUAGCCAGGGGCUGCCAGAGUUCAGGGCUUUGGGGUAUGUGGAUGACCAGCUCUUGGUUCACUAUGACAGCAACACCAGGAGGAUGGUGCCUCGAGUCCCCUGGAUGCAGAAGGCGGAGGAAGAGGAUCCGGAGCACUGGGACAGGGAGACCCAGUUCUUGCAGGACAAUGAGCAGUCCUUCAUGAAGAGCCUGGAAUUACUAGACUAUGGGGAUUAUUACUACAGCCACAGUGAAGGCUUUUACACAUGGCAGCUAAUGUACGGCUGUGAAUUGAGCCAAGACAAGCACAAAGGAGGGUACAUGAAAUUUGGCUAUGAUGGGAGGGACUUUCUAACCUUUGACAAAGAGAACCUCACCUGGACGGCAGACGAUGUGGAAGCUGCAGUGAUUAAGAGGAAGUGGGACGAGGACUUGGCCAAUAGCCAGAACAAGAAGUCCUACUUGGAGGAGACCUGCAUUGAGUCGCUGCAGAAAUAUCUGGACUAUGGGAACAAGACUCUUCUGAGGACAGAGCCCCCAAGAGUGACGGUGACAUGCAAGACAGACUGUGACAAAAAGCUCGAUGGAAGAGAAAAGCUCCUCUGCCGAGCCCAUGGCUUCUACCCCCAGAGGAUUGACAUCAAGUGGAGGAAGGAUGAGGAAGUCCAGAUGCAGGACACCUUCCGCGGGACAGUCAGCCCCAACUCCGAUGGAACUUACUACACUUGGCUCGGGGUCAAGAUCCACUCCAAGGACAGGGGCCGCUACUGGUGUGGUGUGGAACAUGAUGGUCUGCAGGUGCCUCUGAGAAUGGCCUGGAAGGGGCCCCAAGAGGAGCCCGCCCCCACACUGCUGUGGUUCAUUGUGGGUACCAUUGUGGUGGUGGUUGUCCUGCUGGUGUCUGGGAUCGCCUGUUGUAUCGAUGUUUCCCCCCUUCAGGGGGCUCAGAUGAUGCUCUGAGCCAGAGGUUCUCCACCUGCGGUCUGCAGACCAUCAGUGGUCCACAAGCUCCAUCUAGGUGGCCUGCAGAAAGAUGGCAAAAGAGUUAUGAAUCUGUAAUUCACCUUUCACUUGAAUUUUUAUUAUGUAUAUGAGUAUUUUGCUUUGAUUGUAGAAAACAUGGUUUAUUAGUAGUUGAAAAAGAAUACUACUAAGAAGGACACUACUGUUCGGUCAUUUCAAAUAGUAUUUUCAGAUUGUUUUCCUCAUAUAAAAUGGUGAAUGAUUUAUCUAGAUUAAUUUUUGUGGUUUAAAGAGGAGUUGGAUUUUUAAGGAUAAUUUGCUGUUUUGUUUUUUAGUGAAGUUCUCAUAAGAACCAUUGGGAUUGAGACGUGAUGCAAAGGCUUGUUUCUUAGAAAGAUAUCUAUGAGUAACAUAGAAUGUUUCUAGAUUUUCACAUUUCUGCUUACUUUUGAAUACAUAACUGUUUAUAAUCUGACAACUUUUUUUGUUUAAUUUAGUUUUAUUGUGUCUUGUGUCUAUCUUAUUUUUGUGAGCCGCCCCGAGCAGUAGUGCGCUGGAGGGGCGGGGUGUAAAUAUUUUAAAUAAAUAAAUAAUAAUAAAUAGAUUAAGGGACUGUUUGGUAUGUUGCUCAUUUAUUUAGUAUUAAGGAAAUGUUGGUAGGCUGCUCUCUAAUUUAUUUAUUGUGUGUUUCCCCCAAGUGUGAACUCCUUUUCAGAAUUACCAUUAAGAACACUUUUGGAUGAUCUCUAUCUGGGGACUGGAGAAGGCCGUGAAACGUGUUCUUAGCACUACACCCCAUCUUCCUUUUGGUAUAUGGGGACACAGCAUUUUUUGCACAUUGUAGUUAUUAUCCAUCAUAUUCAUCUCUGUUCUCUUUGUUAUCCAUUUUAAUACACUUCUUUACUUCUUUAAGAAAAAAUGAAUUCAUACUUUACACUGUAUUAAAACUUUGCGUUGUUAGCACUCAUAGUUUUGGUAUUCAUAUUGCAUCUUUGUCUGGGUACUGCCCCUCUUCUGUAUUUAUUAUUUAGUAGUCCACCAAGAUCCCAAGCAAUUUUCAAAUGCUCUGUGAGGAGGUGGUCCACCCGCCAUCCCCCCCCCCACCGGCACUUAUUUUCCCCGCCAGCUGGCCAGCCAGCCACCUAGCUGCCCACCCUCCCACUGCCUGCCUGCCCACCACCUCCGCUUGCCCACUGGCCGCCCACCUUCCACUGGCGGACGCCUCCUCCCACCUGCCUGCUGCCUUCUCCCGCUGGCUGGCCGGCCCACUGCUUCCUCCCGCCAGCCAUCCGGCCAGCCACCUCCUCCGGCCCACUGCCAGCCGGCAUCACUGUUUUCUCCCCCAUCCCUGUCCCUAUCCAGGCAGCUGCUAGGGACGGGUAUGCCUUAGAGAAGUAUAUAUAAAGAUGAUUUUUUUAAAGGAAAGCAAAUAAAAACAAACUAUUUGACAGGGCUAGAAUUUAGGAGUGACUUACAACGUAGCAUCAAGUGAGUGAUUCCUUCCUCUUUAAAUAUUGGAGUUGCUGCAGUGUGAGCAGGAGGCAGAGGGAAUCCACCAAGUCUUGUCCUGAAUGGCUUCUGCUGCUAACCCUACCUGGCUCUGGUCCAACACCAGCAUCCUGUCUCCAGCAGGCAAAGUGAUUUGGGAUGGGGGUGGAAAUGUCUUCCUGACAGAUUUGGAAUAGUUUUGUUUUCCAUCUGGUUUCUCAAAAGCAUAUGUGCCUAUCAGAAAAGUGCUACAUAUCUGUACGUUUAAUAAAAUAAAUUAAAAUAGA
Molecule: messenger RNA, 4655 nt
Organism: Hemicordylus capensis (graceful crag lizard)
Lineage: Eukaryota; Metazoa; Chordata; Lepidosauria; Squamata; Cordylidae
Product: H-2 class I histocompatibility antigen, Q9 alpha chain-like
Exons: 7
Coding region: 1819-2877 (352 amino acids)
Biological process (GO): immune response
Cellular component (GO): external side of plasma membrane
Source: RefSeq, a predicted model, not a curated record